AUGCCCUGUGUUCAGGCUCAGUAUGGGUCCUCGCCUCAAGGAGCCAGCCCGGCCUCCCAGAGCUACGGUUACCACUCUUCGGGAGAAUACAGCUCCGAUUUCUUAACUCCGGAGUUUGUCAAGUUUAGCAUGGACCUCACCAACACUGAAAUCACUGCCACCACUUCUCUCCCCAGCUUCAGUACCUUUAUGGACAACUACAACACAAGCUACGACGUGAAGCCACCUUGCUUGUACCAAAUGCCCCUCUCCGGACAGCAGUCCUCCAUUAAGGUGGAAGACAUUCAGAUGCACGGCUACCAGCAGCACAGCCACCUCCCCCCCCAGUCCGAGGAGAUGAUGUCCCACUCGGGCUCCGUGUACUACAAGCCCUCGUCGCCCCCGACCCCCUCCACGCCCGGCUUCCAGGUGCAGCACGGCCCCAUGUGGGACGACCCCGGCUCCCUGCACAACUUCCACCCCAACUACGUGGCCACCACGCACAUGAUCGAGCAGCGCAAAACGCCCGUCUCCCGCCUCUCCCUCUUCUCCUUCAAGCAGUCGCCCCCCGGCACCCCCGUCUCCAGCUGCCAGAUGCGCUUCGACGGGCCCCUCCACGUCCCCAUGAACCCCGAGCCGGCCGGGGCGCACCACGCCGUGGACGGGCAGGCUUUCGCCGUCCCCAACCCCAUCCGCAAGCAGCCCUCCAUGGCCUUCCCGGGGCUGCAGCUGGGCCACGCUCCACAGCUGCUGGACAGCCAGGUGCCCUCGCCGCCCUCCCGGGGGUCCCCCUCCAACGAGGGGCUCUGCGCCGUCUGCGGGGACAACGCCGCCUGCCAGCACUACGGCGUCCGCACCUGCGAGGGAUGCAAGGGCUUCUUCAAGUUCCAGGCUAACCCCGACUACCAGCUGAGCGGAGACGACACUCAGCACAUCCAGCAGUUCUAUGAUCUCUUGACCGGCUCCAUGGAGAUCAUCCGGGGGUGGGCGGAAAAAAUUCCCGGCUUCACCGAUCUGCCUAAAACGGACCAGGACCUGCUCUUUGAGUCCGCCUUCCUGGAGCUCUUCGUGCUGCGGCUGGCGUACAGGUCAAACCCCGUGGAGGGCAAGCUUAUCUUCUGCAACGGGGUAGUCCUGCACCGGUUGCAGUGCGUCCGCGGCUUCGGGGAGUGGAUCGAUUCCAUUGUUGAAUUUUCCUCCAACUUGCAAAACAUGAACAUCGAUAUCUCGGCCUUCUCCUGCAUCGCGGCCCUGGCCAUGGUCACAGAGAGGCACGGGCUGAAGGAACCCAAGAGGGUGGAAGAGCUCCAAAACAAGAUUGUAAAUUGUCUCAAAGACCACGUGACUUUUAAUAACGGGGGGCUGAAUCGCCCCAACUAUUUGUCCAAACUCUUGGGGAAGCUCCCCGAACUCCGCACGCUUUGCACGCAGGGGCUGCAGCGCAUUUUCUACCUGAAACUGGAAGAUUUGGUGCCACCGCCAGCAAUAAUCGACAAACUUUUCCUGGACACUUUACCUUUUUAAGACUCUUGCCGUGCACUCGCAGUGAAGCGGAGAGAAGCGUCACCUGUCUGAAGGGGAAUUCGUCUGGGCCCAAAGCAGCGCCUCCGGGCGCCAGCUCCCCGGCCAAACCCGCCUCGCUGACCUCCUGCGGGCAGAACGCCGACAUUUUGGCUCUGGGGCAUCAUGGAUGCACAUCAUGGACUACACAAAUACCAUGGUAUAAACUUUUUCUUAUCAGCUUAUAAAUGAAUUUGUUAUU
This is a messenger RNA of Charadrius vociferus (killdeer), 1741 nucleotides long. It is a transcript of the gene NR4A2, whose product is annotated as nuclear receptor subfamily 4, group A, member 2. The coding region runs from base 1 to 1503 and encodes 500 amino acids. The record is from RefSeq and is a predicted model, not a curated record. Gene Ontology annotation, biological process: dopaminergic neuron differentiation; cellular response to corticotropin-releasing hormone stimulus; central nervous system neuron differentiation. Gene Ontology annotation, molecular function: zinc ion binding; nuclear glucocorticoid receptor binding; RNA polymerase II cis-regulatory region sequence-specific DNA binding. Gene Ontology annotation, cellular component: transcription regulator complex; nucleus. The transcript is spliced from 4 exons. Lineage: Eukaryota; Metazoa; Chordata; Aves; Charadriiformes; Charadriidae.